Molecule: messenger RNA, 754 nt
Organism: Ipomoea nil (Japanese morning glory)
Lineage: Eukaryota; Viridiplantae; Streptophyta; Magnoliopsida; Solanales; Convolvulaceae
Product: monothiol glutaredoxin-S3-like
Exons: 1
Coding region: 73-381 (102 amino acids)
Source: RefSeq, a predicted model, not a curated record
CACCAUUCCCACCAAACCUAAGCGAACACGAAUAGAUCAGACAGGUACCCAGACUUGAGUGAGCCCGAAUAGAUGGAGAGAGUAAGGAGAAUGGUGGCGGAGAAGCCGGCGGUGAUCUUCAGCAAGAGCUAUUGUUGCAUGAGCCACUCCAUCAAGUCGCUGUUUAGUGACCUUGGGGUUUAUCCGGCGGUGCACGAGCUGGACCAGAUUCCCCGGGGCCGGGAUGUAGAACAAGCGCUGGUGGCGCUCGGCUGCAACCCUACUGUUCCGGCGGUGUUCAUCGGCGGCCAGUUGGUGGGGGGAGAGAGUGAGGUCAUGACCCUUCAUCUCCAGAGAUCUUUGAAGCCAAUGCUUAAGAAAGCAGGAGCAUUAUGGGUUUAAUUAAUACUUGAAAAUAUUGCAUUUUUGGUGCUCUUAUACCUGUGGUACAAACCUAAUAGUUAUUGGGUUAUAUUUUUGACCACCUUUAAUUCCUAAGUUAUGACGAGUUUAGUCAAGACGUAAUUUGCCACUUUAUUAAAUAAUAUAUUGGUGGCAGAUAUUGUUCUUGGUGAACUAAAAUAGCUAUUUCACCCAUAUAUAUAGUUAUUGCUCCAAUUUUCCUAACUCUAUAGAUAUGGAGCAAUGAUAUAUAAGUAAUGAUGAAUAAUGUGUUGUACCACUGCUGCGGCUUCUUUUUUGUAUUGCAAGCUGUUGAGGGUAUUUUCCCCCUUUAUUUUGUAUGUGCUAUUAAUAAAUUUGGCUUUAUUACUAA